Molecule: messenger RNA, 2250 nt
Organism: Pneumocystis carinii B80
Lineage: Eukaryota; Fungi; Ascomycota; Pneumocystomycetes; Pneumocystales; Pneumocystaceae
Exons: 12
Coding region: 1-2250 (749 amino acids)
Biological process (GO): Golgi organization; intra-Golgi vesicle-mediated transport; intracellular protein transport
Cellular component (GO): membrane; cis-Golgi network; COG complex
Source: RefSeq, a predicted model, not a curated record
AUGGUUUUUUAUCAAGGAAACUGCUUAAUAAAUGAAGAAAGCAGUGAAUAUCUGGGAUUAGAGACUAGUGUUGUGAGUGAUUUUGAAGAAGAUACUUCUUAUUUAUUAAAAAAUAAACAUAUUUUAUCAGAAAAAAAGAGAGAAAUAACAAGGUCUUUAUCUCUGAAUGAUUUAGAACAUGUCUAUGAACGUUUUUAUUACUCUCAAGCGGCUAGAAAUGAGAAUUAUUAUAAAUUAUUAGUAUGGAGCAAUGAAAUAGAAAAAUCAAUAGAAAAUGAACAGGAUUUACACUUCAGGCUUUUUAAGAAAGAAUAUCUUGGAAAGAUCUCAAUAUGUCAAGAUCUUAUAGCACAUGCUUCAAAAAUGGCAGAAAAGUUAAGAGUAAUAAGCGUUAAUUUAAGAGAAUCAUAUGAAAAUAAUUAUAUUUUCAGAGAUAAUUAUGAGAAGCUUGAAAAAGAAAAGCAAAGUGCUAUAUUAUUAAAAGAUCAAAUUAUACAGAAUAAUGAAGUAUAUUGUUCUCUUGAUGCAAUUCAUAGGUUAUUGGAUACAUCUGGUGUUGAAUUUAUUAAAAAACCAGAGUUUUUUGAUAUGCUAAAAAAGUUGGAUAAAGGUUUGGAAAUGAUGAAAGAACAUCCUGAAUUUAAGGAUUCUGGGAUUUAUAAAGAAAAAUUUGAACAAUGUUUAACAAAAGUUAUGACAUUGAUUUGUGUUUUUUUUGUACAAGUGAUAAAGGAAUUAAAUGAUGGAAUUAAUGAGGAAUUUUCUUUAAAGGUAUCUAAUAAUAUGAACCAAACUGCAUUUUUAUAUACAAAAUUUCGUGUUUGUGCUAUUGAAUUAAGGCCAUAUAUCAAAGAAAUAGAGGAAAGAAUCAAAGAUCAUAAUGAAUAUAACGUAAUGAUUAAUGAUUGUCAAAAUUUUUACUUUGGAAUAAGAUAUAAAUUGGUUAAACCAAUUAUUUCUCAGAAAUUAAAUGAACUAUCAAAUGAAAAUAUUAUCAGAUUUUCUAGAAUAAGUAUUACAUUUUUUACCAGUCUUUGUUUUGAUGAGUUUUCUCUUUUUCGGGACUUUUUUCAAAGUGAUGAUUCAAAUUUCUAUUCUUAUUCUCAAAAAUUAUUUGAGUCUAUAUCUACUUAUUUACAAUCAAAUUUAGCCAAAGAAACAAACUUAUCACUACUUUGUGAAGUCUGUUCUGUUUUUAAAGCAAAAACAUCUAAAGAUAAUGAAAAUGAUAUUGAUCCAGACUCUAAUAAGAUAGAUUAUUCAGUCAUAUUUAAUGAAAUUCUUCAACAUAUUCAAUCAUUUAUUGUAGCUCAAGUUCGAAAUGUAGCUAAAUUGGAAAUUCAAAGUUUUAUUCCUUGCAAAAAUGCUUUUAAUUUUUCUAAAGGUUUAGAAAAAAGAGAUCAAUCAGAUUCAUUAUUGACUAAUGUUUCUGAAGCACAAAAAGAUGAAUUAUGUGACAAUGAUUUGGUUAUUAAAUGGCAUCCUACAUUAAACAAAACAAUUUCAUUGUUAUCAAAAAUAUAUCCUUUAUUAAAUACAAAAUCUUUUAAUACUGUUGCAUAUGAUAUCAUUAGUAUUUGCAUUUCUUCACUUAGUGAUGCAUCACAAGUACAAACAGAUAUUUCUAUAAGAGAUCGUCAGCUUUUUCUUGUAAAGCACUUAUUGAUAUUGAGAAAUCAAAUAUUGGAAUUCAAUAUAGAUUUUUUUCAUUUUGAAGAUGAUGCUGAUAUUAAUACUGCAACUAUUAAUUCUUGGGAUGUUUAUAAUAAAAUUCGACUAUUUAAUCCAUUAGAACUUCUCUAUAAAUCUACUUGGAGUAAAAUUUCUGGUUUUUCAUCUAUACAAAAAGAUAUUUAUAACAAAUUCAAUACUCUUCUUCAAACGACUAUUAAUGCCUCUAUUGAACAUUCUUUAAAACCUUUAAUUGAACCUAUUCAAAAAAUAAGGAAAUUCAAAAAACUUUCUAAUCAUUCUAUUCAAGCAAUUAUUGACGAAUCUCUUGUAUCUAUUCAAAAUGAAGCUCCUCUUCUUAAAAUCACUUUUUUAACUUAUAUUGAAGAUUCACAAAUUAUACAUAUUUUUUUCACUGAUAUUAUAGAAAAGUUUACAAAAGAAUUAAAUGACACUGCCAAAUCUCUUCCUACUGAAUAUUUAUCAUUUUGGUCUAAAACCGAUCAACUCAUAUCAUGUUUAAGUCGUCUUCUAUUAAAUAAUAUUUCUUCAGAAAAACUUUCAAAAAAUAUUGAUUAA